Linum trigynum is the source of this 4308-nucleotide messenger RNA. The record is from the annotation of a GenBank genome assembly. NCBI's taxonomy places the organism in Eukaryota, Viridiplantae, Streptophyta, Magnoliopsida, Malpighiales, Linaceae.
CGACAUACACUAGUCUAAUAAUAAUGGACACAAUUAAAGACGAUUGGACAAUGGUAGGUGCUUCCAAAUGUAAGAAGAAAUAAUAAAGGCUCCUUCCAAGUAGUCUCAAAUAGCCGCCUGCAUGCAUGGUCCCAACUAAAUAGCCCCAAAAGCAAAGAUAGAGCUGCCGAAAAUCCAUUGUGGAAAACAAUGCUUGGAUACAUAUCCCAUUUUAUUAUUUUGAUUCCCUCCGGACCAUCUUUUUUAUAUCCUCUUAUGAAGAGUAAUAUUAAUUUUAAAUCAGGGAAAUGACUUUUCCUUGUUUGAAUUAUUUGCUCAUAGUUGGUGCUAAAUUCCAAAUUUCCAACUCUGUAUACCUUUACUUUACCUCCCUUUCUCAGCAAGCAGCCUCUCUAUCCUCCCCCAAAUUUCCACGUUACACAUUAUGCUCUGUUUUCAGAACUGAAUCGGAGGAUGAACCGGAAAAGUUAGCGGUUUAAGAGUUCAUCCGGUUAACCGUUACAAAAUUGUUGGUGAACCGUUAAUGAUAUAUAACAUAUAAGACUUGUAUAUUACACUAAUUUGAUAAUGAAAUUAUCAUUGACCAUAAACAAGUUCAAAUUCAUACAUCACGAAAAUAUCUAAUAAAUCAUUCCAACCAUCUCACAAAAGAAACCACAUUUUUUAAUUCAAAUUAAAAUUUACGAUUCUAGUUGGUAGUAGACAAUGUAAAAUCGACAAUAAGGUUGAGGGAACAUAUAUAAAAUUAAUAAUUAUGAUUUGAUGGUCUUAGUUUACGUUAAAAUAUUUUUUUGUUAAAAUAGUGAACCAAUGGACCAGCUAAAUCGUGUCGGUUCAUCUGAUUUUAUGUUGAGCCGUGAAAAACCGUUUGGUCUAUCAAUAACCGUUCAAACAAUGAACCGAACCGCUAUCGUAACUGGUUUGACGAUUCUACUGGCCCGGCCGGUUAUCCGGUUCGGUUCUUAUAACAAGGACAUUAUGUAAUAAAUAUGUAUAAUAUAAACAUUAUCCUCCCGAUGAAGAGGAAGCAAAAAUUUUAAUAGAAAGCUCACAAUGUGCCAAACUUUAGUGUUACACAAAAAAAUAUUCAUAUUUUUUUUUAUUAUAACGAUCUUCGUUAAAAUUACAGUAAAAUUAUGAUAUUAUGUUAUUGGCUCAAUUACUGUAGCAGGUUAAUCAAUAAUACAAUUUUGAAUGGUAAUAAAUCUUUUUAAGUGAUAUACUCCACAAAAAAAUAGUGGAUCAGGUGCAUGACUCUGGACAUGUUGUAAAAAAAUAAUAAACUAGACAGUAUCGUGAGUUUGAGUCUUAAACUCAACCAUCACACCGAAAUGAAUAGUAGGAAAAAUGGCGAUAUCAAAGACAAACACAGAUUACACAAUAAUGUUUAUGUGGAGUCUAGUCUCUAUAGAAUUUCUGCUUGGUAAAAUUUAUACUACCAAAAAACACAAUAAAUUUUCCCCAAAGAAAAUAUAGUAAAUUGAUGUAGGGUACAUUUCAGAUCUUGACUUUGAAGGCAUAGGAUGCAGCAGACGGUAUGAUUUUAUUUGAACUUCAAAAGUUUAUUAUUUAUCAACUUAUCAAAAUUGAGGUGUCUAAUUGAAACAAAGCUUAUACAAUUACAGUAAUUAAUCAAAUGGUAAACUACCCUUGUGGUAAUUAACUCUUGUUUAUCUAUAUAAAGGGAGCAAAGAAGCCAAUCUAGAAAGGCAUCCAUCCAAUUCCAACACCCACUCCCAUUAGUGAAGUUUGGGAAAAACAAACAAAGAAACGACCCCAAAAAUGGCUUCUCUCAUUGCCACUCUUGUAGUGGCAAUAUUUUCCUUCAGCUUCUUUCCCUUGGAGAUCACAGCUAACUACCAUUACUCCUCUCCACCACCACCACCACCCAAGAAAUACCCUCCGCCGCCCUCUCCUUACUUCCACCACAAGUCCCCGCCGCCGCCGGUGCACUACCCACCGCCGCCACAUACUCCGUACAAGUACAAGUCCCCACCACCACCUCCUCCGCCUGUCCACAAGUCUCCACCGCCACCACCACCCCACAAGAAGCCUUACAAAUACAAGUCCCCACCACCUCCACCGCCGGUUUACAAGUCCCCACCACCUCCGCCUCCGGUUUACAAGUCUCCACCACCGCCGACCCAUAAGCCAUACAAGUACAAGUCGCCACCGCCACCGCCAGUCCACAAGUCGCCACCACCACCGCCUCAUAAGCCAUACAAGUACAAGUCGCCACCUCCACCGCCAGUCCACAAGUCGCCGCCACUACCUCCACCGGUUUACAAGUCACCACCACCAUCGCCCCAUAAGCCAUACAAGUACAAGUCGCCACCGCCACCACCAGUCCACAAGUCGCCACCACCGCCGCCUCAUAAGCCAUACAAGUACAAGUCGCCACCUCCACCACCUGUCCACAAGUCGCCGCCACCACCCGUUUACAAGUCACCACCACCACCCCAUAAACCAUACAAGUACAAGUCACCACCGCCACCACCUGUCCACAAGUCGCCGCCGCCGCCACCCCACAAGCCUUACAAGUACAAGUCCCCACCUCCACCUGUUUACAAGUCUCCACCACCACCACCGCCACCACCGGUUUACAAGUCACCACCGCCGCCGCCCCAUAAGCCAUACAAGUACAAGUCCCCACCUCCACCACCUGUCUACAAGUCCCCGCCGUCUCCGCCCCAUAAGCCUUACAAGUACAAGUCGCCACCUCCACCACCUGUCCACAAGUCCCCACCACCACCGGUUUACAAAUCGCCACCACCACCGCCCCACAAACCAUACAAGUACAAGUCUCCGCCGCCUCCGCCGAUGCACAAGCCAUCGCCUCCUCAUCAUUACAUCUAUGCCUCGCCGCCUCCCCCGUACCACGUCUAGAAAUUAUCAGCUUGCCGGUAACCCGUCUCUGUAGCACUACUGUCUCUCUUAUAGCUCCAAGGUACGUAGUAGUAGUAACAAUAACAACGUAAUUUUACAUGCACGGUCAAGUUCAAUACCAGAAUUAUAAUAUCAUUAUCACAUAAAUGAUUCAACGGUAAUGAUUUCUUGGUAAUUAUCUUAUCUUCGUGUUGUCUCUGUUUGCAGGGAAAGAAGGAAGAAAGCGAGUUUCCGCGUUACGAGAGUAUUAUUAUGAUUAUAGGACGUGUCGAUCUUUUCAGCAGAGGAAUUAAAUAAAAAAAGAGAGAGAACAGAACAGAAGACAGGGACUAGUUUGUUUCGACAUUAUUGUCAAUAUAUAUUAUAUGCUUAUGUUUGCCAGACGGGGAGUAAAAAAAAACCCACGUUGUUGUUGGUAGCAAUAACUUGCAUGGUGGCAGUGCUUUUAAGUUUGAGGGGAUCCAAAGGGAAAAAGAAUAUUCUUGUAUGUUGUGCUUUGAUAUUACUCUUUCCCAAAUUAUCAUCACUCAACUGUUUGCAAUGUCGAUUAUGUGAGGAAAUAAAUUAAGGUUUGGUUAUCUAUUAAGAGUUCUGCAUGGAGUUUGCAAAAGUAACUUCGGAUAUUUAUUCAUUUUACGUCAUGCAGUACAAAGCAGUACUGCUACAAGCCUCUCACCAUAAAUACUUAAUCUUUCUUGAAAGUUAAUUAUGUGGACUAUCCAUUCAUAUUUAUCUCGUUAAUUCGAGUUCUUCCAUCGAUAACAUUAAAAUGCAUUUUUGUGUUUGUAAUAUAAUCAUUUGAAUAAAAACUAACUCUGUAUGUCUGCUUUUAUAACAACUGACUUUGCGAAAGAAAAAAAAAAGAAGCUAUAUGUGUACACAACUCAACAGGCCGGUCAGUGUUGCCUUCUUUAAGAUUUGAACAAAUGAAACCUAUUGAUCACAUAUUUUGAUACCGUGUCUGUAAGAGUAGUAUAAUAAUAUCAAUAAUUAAUUUUCUCUAAACAACCUGAGUUAUUGAGAUCAAACUUUUUAUGACAUUGUAUCAGGGCUGGUGUGAACAGAUGGUUUUGUGUUGAAAUUGCCAAGACCACCAACAUUAAAUGUUGAUUUAAUAAUGAGAUGAUUAUAUGGUUGACUUGUGCAAAUUCCAACCAUGUGAUUUGUGAGUUGACUCUCAUUUUGGAGGGCAUCUAAUAAGGUAGUAUAAGAUCUAUAAUUAUUAGUUACCAUUCUCCAAGACCUCAAAUUGUUAUAUAGGAAGAAGAUUAAGAGUAAAAUCUUUUAGAAUUCCCUCCUAAUUUGAACUUCCAAAUUUAAGAACCAAUUAACAAACAUGUUACCUAGAGAUUAAGUAUAUUAUUGAAGAGUAUCGACUGCAAGACAGUCAAGGCUACUUGGUCAUAAAGAAUAACAAGCAAC